AAAUUGUAAACCAUUAUUAACAAGCAUAACCGGUAAUGAAAUUGAUGAAAUUGACUUAACAAAUAUGUUAACGAUCUUUGAUGAAGAGAAGGAGGAUGAUAUAGUCGAUUUGGAUGAAGAAUCAGAUCUAAUAACAACUGCUAAUGGAGAGCGUAAUAAGGCUAUUAGUCUUUUGCGAGAAAAAUAUAAUUCACUUUGUGUUGAGAAUGAAAAUAUUACCAACUUACCAAAUGAAGCACCAAAAGAGAAUCAAAUGCAACUUUUUUCAAUUAUAUUUGGGUCAGAUAUAGCACUAGUUAAAAAUGAAGUAGAUAAAUAUCUUAAGAACAAUCAA
Messenger RNA from Dentiscutata erythropus, 334 nucleotides. The record is from the annotation of a GenBank genome assembly. NCBI's taxonomy places the organism in Eukaryota, Fungi, Glomeromycota, Glomeromycetes, Diversisporales, Gigasporaceae.